UGGCGAGGUUCUGUGUAACUGUUCCGUGUGGAACCAACGGUUAUUCAUAUCCUCUCCCUUUCCUGAGUUAUUGUUAAUUAGAUCCUCAUUCCAUAGAUUCGGUAACCACUCCAUACAUAUUGUGUUAAUUUGCAUUGAUAUAAUUUUCAUCUGAUUUCAACACUCCCGCUUCCCCGCAUUUGCCAUGGCUCCAAGGGCCACAAUACAGCCUACACUCGAAGCAGUCCGGGAUGUGCUUUCCCAGUCCACGGGUGCACCGCACGCGCCAAAUAUCGUCCCAAUAACUGCUUCGAUACGCGCUGAUCUGCUCACUCCUACAUUGGCGUAUCUAAAGAUCGCAGCAAAAUCGAAACGUUCCUUUUUGUACGAGAGUGCUGCGACCACGGAGACAAUUGGGAGAUAUAGUUUUGUAGGAGCCGAUCCCAAGAAAAUCCUCACUACUGGGCCCGGCCAUGGGCCCGCCUGCGAUCCGCUGCCCCUUCUCGAGGAGGAACUCUCGCACUUCCGGGUUGCUACAAUUCCUGGCAUGCAGCUUCCGCCAAUGUCUGGAGGGGUGAUUGGAUACGUUGGAUAUGACUGCGUGAGAUACUUCGAGCCGAAAACAGCUCGGCCUAUGAAAGAUAUUCUCGGAAUACCGGAGUCUUUAUUUAUGCUGUAUGACACCAUUAUUGCCUUCGAUCAUUUCUUCCAGGUUGUGAAGGUGAUAACCUACAUGCCUGUCCCCGAAAAUGAGACAGAGUUGGAAGCAGCAUAUCAAGCCGCAGAGGGGACCAUGCGAUCAACUAUUAAGACAUUAUUGGAUCCCAAUGUGCCGCUUCCGCCCCAACCUCCGAUCAAACGCGAUCAGGUAUAUACGUCGAACAUUGGACAGGAAGGAUACGAAAACCAUGUGAAGCGAAUGAAGGAACAUAUUGUUAAAGGGGAUAUCUUUCAGGCUGUGCCAUCCCAACGACUUUCUCGACCUACUACGCUACAUCCCUUCAAUCUAUAUCGGCAUUUACGCACGGUGAACCCGUCCCCAUAUCUUUUUUAUAUUGACUGUGGCGAUUUUCAGAUCGUCGGUGCCAGCCCCGAACUGCUCGUGAAGGAUGAAGGAAGACGGAUUAUUACUCAUCCGAUCGCAGGUACUGUGAAGAGAGGGAAAACCCCCGAAGAGGAUGCAAGAUUAGCAGCCGAGCUUAAGGGAAGCUUGAAAGAUCGCGCAGAGCAUGUUAUGUUGGUAGACUUGGCCCGGAACGACGUGAACAGAGUCUGUGAUCCGGUCACAACGCAAGUGGACCGCCUCAUGGUCGUCGAGAGAUUCUCACAUGUCCAGCAUCUGGUGUCGCAAGUGUCAGGGAUCUUGCGUGAGGGUAAAACACGCUUCGAUGCCUUCCGCUCUAUAUUCCCUGCCGGCACUGUCAGCGGUGCUCCAAAGGUCAGAGCCAUGGAGUUAAUUGCGGAAAUGGAGGGCGAAAAGCGCCACAUAUACGCCGGCGCGGUCGGUUACUUCGGAUACAACAACAGCUCUGUGGACGGACAAAAGAUAGUCGACGGUACGAUGGACAUGUGCAUCGCUCUCCGAACCAUGGUCAUGAAAGACAACGUUGCAUAUCUACAAGCAGGAGGAGGGAUUGUAUUCGAUUCCGACCCUUACGACGAGUACGUGGAAACGUUGAAUAAGCUAGGAGCGAACAUCCAAUGCAUCAAAGGAGCAGAGGAGGUGUAUCUGGAGCUGGAGAAAGAAGCUGCAAAUCACUCUUCUGUCUAAGAAUCGACUGCUGUUUUGCAGUUUGCUCAUUUCGGCUUGGACGUUUUGAGAUAUAGAGGCGACUUCGGCGGCCACUCCAGGUCCUCUGCAGCGAUGACUCAGUCCUUGGCAUGGGAGAACUAAGCGUUGAGACGGCUGAAACCAUUUCAAGCCAGCUGCCAACGCAUGGAGGCCGAGCAGAAGCGGCGAAACAGGGCGGUGUUGCCAACGUUUUGAGUGUGGCUAGGGUUUGCUACACCCGCCACCAAUUAGUCAGCUAAUCAGGCCAAUUUAGUUAGUUAGUUAAUAAGCCACAUCAA
Messenger RNA from Coccidioides posadasii C735 delta SOWgp, 2049 nucleotides. It is a transcript of the gene TRP2, whose product is annotated as anthranilate synthase component 1. Lineage: Eukaryota; Fungi; Ascomycota; Eurotiomycetes; Onygenales; Onygenaceae. Gene Ontology annotation, biological process: L-tryptophan biosynthetic process. Gene Ontology annotation, molecular function: anthranilate synthase activity. The record is from RefSeq and is a predicted model, not a curated record.